AUGAUUAAAAACAAUUUGAUUGAUUCAAAGGCAACUUCUCCUGAAAAUAUUCUCAAACACAUUUUAGAUACAAUUGCAUUUAAUAAUCGCUAUUUAAAGUCAUAUUUGGCUCUAGCGAAACUCAUAUACGAUGAAUAUCAUGUAAAAGAUGUCUCGGAUGUUGGAAUUAUUCCUCGGUACUUGUUCUAUAAAGAAUAUAGAAUUAAUUUAGGUGCUUAUGAUAUUUCCGCAAUGAUGAAUCUAAAUUAUCUAGAUCCUCUUUCAGAAAAUACGAUUUACAGAGCUAUUAUGGAUAAUGACAAAGAAAGAUUCAUCUCAUUCACAGAAAGAGACGGAUUUAACAAAGAUCAAAAUCUUGAAAGCUAUCUAUAUCCAAACUCUAAUAAAGGAUAUUCAUUACUUGAAUUAUGUUGUUAUUAUGGUGCAGUUGAUUGUUUCAAGUUUUUAAUCACGAAAUAUAACCCAGAAAUAACAAAAAGAUGUCUGGAACUUUCAUUUUUGGGAGGAAAUCCAGGGAUUGUUAAUGAAUGUUUGAAAUAUCAAGAACCAGAUGAAAAAUGCAUGGAAUACGCAAUUCUUUCGCACAACAUUGAUUUUGUUACAUUCUUGAUGAAUGAAUAUAAUUUAAGGAUCAAUUUAGAUCAUUGUGCAAAGUAUAAUAAUCUUGAAUCAUUAUUAGUCCAUUUCGAUCAAACAAACAAUAUUUACAAUUGUUUUCUUUAUUCAACGAUAUUUGAUAUUCCAUCCCUUUGCAUAUAUUUCGCAUCACUUGGCACAUAUCUCGAUGGAAGAAAUAUUUAUGGAGAAACAGCUCUCCAUUAUGCAGCAAGUCAUAAUUAUAUAGAAGUAGCUGAGUUUUUACUUUCACAUGGUGCUGAUAUCAAUGCAAAAAAUAAUUGUGGUGAAACAGCUCUCCAUUGUUCAGCAAGCCAUAAUUAUAUAGAAAUAGCCGAGUUUUUACUUUCACAUGGCGCAAAUAUCAAUGCAAAAAAUUAUAAUGGAGAAACGGCUCUUCAUAUUGCAGCAUAUUAUAAUUAUACCGAAACCUUGGAACUUUUGAUUUCGCAUGGUGCAAAUAUCAAUGAAAAAGAAGGUUAUGAUGGAAAAACUGCUCUUCAUCGGGCAGUAAUUACAAAUAACAAAGAAGCCGUGAAAAUUCUUAUUUCGCAUGGUGCAAAUAUUAAUGAAAAAGAUGAAUAUGCAAUGACUGCUCUUCAUUAUGCGGCAAUGUAUGGCAAUGGAGCUAUAGCCAUGUUUCUUCGCUCAUAUGGUGCAUCUUUAACUUCUUGA
This is a messenger RNA of Trichomonas vaginalis G3, 1290 nucleotides long. RefSeq names its product spectrin binding. NCBI's taxonomy places the organism in Eukaryota, Parabasalia, Trichomonadida, Trichomonadidae. The record is from RefSeq and is a predicted model, not a curated record. Gene Ontology annotation, molecular function: protein binding. The transcript has a single exon. Bases 1 to 1290 code for a protein of 429 amino acids.